This is a messenger RNA of Stylophora pistillata, 1595 nucleotides long. Its product is annotated as 3-oxo-5-alpha-steroid 4-dehydrogenase 1. Gene Ontology annotation, biological process: lipid metabolic process. Lineage: Eukaryota; Metazoa; Cnidaria; Anthozoa; Scleractinia; Pocilloporidae. The record is from RefSeq and is a predicted model, not a curated record. Gene Ontology annotation, molecular function: oxidoreductase activity, acting on the CH-CH group of donors.
UUUGGUAAGGACCCCAGGUGCUUCAGGUGCUUUUUCUUAGGCACAUUAAUUCGUAAGAACAGGAUGGAAGAAAGACCUUUUACAGUGGCUGUUUUCUUUGGGGUUAUUUUGAUUGCUUUACCUUAUCUUGGUAAUUUUGUUGUGCUUCCGGUGUGGGAUAAUCUGAACAUAGGAUUAUGCUUAUUGGCUUUAAUUGUGUGUAAUUUUGUCUACCUAACGGAAUACCUCGGGUUAUUUCCUCUCAGUUACAGCAAAUUUUCCUCAGAUGGAGAAAUAAAUGCACAAUUUGGAUGGUCCAUCUGCUAUGGUGCACCUCUAGUGGUGUAUGCAGUAUUGUGGUAUUUGUCUGGAAUGCCUCAGUCAAUCUUUCAACUUGUAUCUCUGGCAACUUACUUGGGUCAUUUCAUAAAAAGAAUCAUGGAAGCCCUUUUCCUCCACAAGUAUUCCAAAAAAAUGCUUCUUCUUCCAGUUAUAGAGAUUUCCAUGUUUUACUGUCUUGGUGCAGUCAUCCAGCACUACUGGUGUAAUAUUUACACACAUGGACUUUUUGCUGAUAAAUUGUCAUCUAACUACAUGGCAAUAAUGGUCGGCAUACUAGUGUAUGUCAUUGGUGAAUCCUUAAAUUUCUAUCAUCACUCUAUUUUGGCUAAUCUGCGACCUGCUGGUACAUCGACUGGUUAUGCUAUUCCACAUGCAGGAUUGUUUCAUUAUGUUGUGUGUCCUCAUUAUCUUGGAGAGUUGAUUGCUUGGUAUGGCAUGGCUCUAGCUGGUCAGCAUCUGGGCAUGUACCUAGCUUGGCUAGUUAUGGUCUGUUACUUGUGUGGAAGGAGUCAUCAAACACAUCUUUGGUAUCAAAAGAAAAUUGAAAACUUUCCCAAGGACAGGAGAAACAUAUUUCCUGGAAUCUUCUAACAAUGGGAUUGUCAUGUGUUUAUUACACUUUUUAUGUAAACGUUACUGACGUCAAUUGGGGAAAGUACAUUUUUUCUGGGCAAUUUUGGUAUUUUUUCCCAAAAAGUGUUGGCCCUUCCUUGCAUUUUAAUAAGAAAAAAAAGUCCUGAUCCCUACCUUUAGGUGACUGACAAAAGUGUGACCCUUCCUUCACUACCACAUAGUAUGUUCCAUGCCAUAGAAACCCCCAAAACAUUUCACUAGUGAAUACAAAAUAUUUGAAAAUAAAAUAUCUCGAUAUUGAAUGUGUCAGCUGAAACAAGAAAAUGAACAAUCAGUAUGGGAUAUUUAUGUUUUCUGGCUGAAGUUUGAAUAUGGAAAUAUAAACUUUCAGUAUUAUAAAAGUUUUCAAAAGAAAAUAUGGAAGUGUAAAUAAACGAGCUUCCUUCUCAACUAUAUGGCAUUAAAAUCCGACUCUCAAAUAAUUCACCAUGUUUUCAAUAUUCUCAGAAAUGAGAGAUUAACUCUUUGGCAAAUUUCUAUCGGUCUGAAUUUUUUACUGUGGAGUUGACUUUUACACGUGUUUUACUUAUACAUGUCUGUUAAAGGCAGCCAGGCCCUAUUGGUACUCACUCUCACCAAUAACCCUCCCCUCUGAGGCCCUAGCCCUUACCCCCGAGGAAAAAACAUACCUUCCCUUAGGA